Ziziphus jujuba (common jujube) is the source of this 2136-nucleotide messenger RNA. RefSeq lists its product as uncharacterized. NCBI's taxonomy places the organism in Eukaryota, Viridiplantae, Streptophyta, Magnoliopsida, Rosales, Rhamnaceae. The record is from RefSeq and is a predicted model, not a curated record. Gene Ontology annotation, molecular function: protein binding. The transcript is spliced from 7 exons. The coding region runs from base 34 to 2082 and encodes 682 amino acids.
CAUAUAUCUGUUAGCGGCGCAUAGUUGAACAGAAUGAGGAAUCGAAGCGACGACAUGGCGACCCAGCUUGAGGUUCCUCCGGGCACUGCAGGCACAAGCAACGCAACCACGACCACCGCGCCGCCUGAGGAACGGCACCGUUCCAUUUUCGAAGUACCGCAAAACUUCUUCGAUUCCUGCAAUCUUCUUCCUUCCCCUCACUCUUUAGCCCUUUCAACCUCCGAGACCUCCAACAACUCCACUCUUGAAACCCUCGACGAAUCCGAGCCUGAAGCAGAAGCCAAGGAGAAGCGCUUCCAAAACCUAGCAACUAGGUGGACCUGCAAUACCUGCAGGGGCGAAUUCGAGUCCCUCAAAGACCAGCGCUCACACUUCAAGUCCGACAUUCACCGAUUCAAUGUGAAACUGAGCAUUGCUGGAAAGAACAUUGUAAAGGAGGAAGAUUUUGAUGAGUUAACAUCUGAGUCUUUUAAAGACUAUGAUGUAUCGAGUAUAUCAGGAUCGGAAGAUGAGGUGGAAAAGGAAAUUUACGAUCGUAAGGGUUCGGCCGCGAGUGUUAAGCAGAAGUUGUUCGUCCGCCUUCAAACGGGCGAGAGAAUUUCGGUUUGGAAGUGUUUAAUUAUGGAGCAGUCUGAGAAUAUUGUGUUUGAGAAUGAUAAAGCAGGUUGGAUUGGUGAACAUGGAAGUGUGCCUGAGAAGGAAGUGAUUGGCAGAUUGACAAGUUUGAUCAACGAGCCUAGGGAUAAUACCCAUUUGAGAAUUGUGUUGCUUGCAAGUGGUGGGCACUUUGCUGGUUGUGUUUUUGACGGAAAUAUUGUUGUGGCUCACAAAACAUUCCACAGAUAUGUUGUAAGAGCCAAGGCUGGGAAAAAACAGUCAUCAAAAGAUGCUAGUGGGAAGGCCGCAAAUUCUGCUGGAGCUUCCCUUCGACGUCAUAAUGAACUUGCUUUGAAAAAGGAACUUCAAGAACUACUUGCUGCUUGGACGCCUUAUUUUGAUGCUUCCUCUUGCGUCUUCAUUUAUGCUCCUUCUAACAAUCGUCAACUGCUUUUUAAUGGGGAAAAACCAUAUUUUAGUUGUCGGCAUUCGGUUGUUCAAAACAUUCCAUUGGCUGUUCGGAGGCCCACGUUGAAGGAGGCACGGCGAUUGUACAGUCAGUUGACUCAAGUUGUUCAUGAAGUAAAUGAGAAGGAAAUUCUACCAAGUUCCGAAAAUAACAAACUGUUUAGUGAAGGUACUCUAAGCAGUGACAGCCUAAACAUGGAUAAAAAGGACAUUUCAGAUUCUAGGGAAAGUACUGAAGUUUGUCCAAGUUGCAGAAGUCCUGAUGAAGCUUCUGCAUCAAGUGAGGCUGAGCGGGAAGUUGUAUGUACAACAACACCUCUGCAUGAAGCAACAAAGUCUGGCAAUGUGGAUAAGGUUUUGGAACUCUUGGAACAGGGUCUGGAUCCUUGCAUCAAAGAUGAAAGGGGGCGGACCCCAUACAUGCUUGCAAGUGAGAAGGAGGUUAGGAAUACUUUUAGACGGUUCAUGGCCUCAAACCCUGAUAGGUGGGACUGGCAUGCUGCUAAGGUACCUAGUGCAUUGACAAAAGAGAUGGAGGAGUCUCAAGCUGCUAAGCAGGCUGAAAAAGACACUAAAAGGAAAGCAAGAGCCAAGGAAUUGAAGAAAUUACGUAAAGCAAGAGAAAAGAAAGCUCAGGCUCAGGUUUCAGGGUCCCAGAAUGCUUCAAAGAUUGUCAAGGAUGGAGGAGCCAGUCCAUCCGUUCUAAAGAAUCAGCCUCAACCUAGUUAUAUAUCUGGGAUCUCUAAGGAGGAGGAUCUAAAAAGGGCAAUGGCUGCUGAAAGGGAAAAGAGAGCAGCUGCUGCUGAGAGGAGAAUAGCUGCAUCUGCCAAUGCUCAAAGCAACAGCACAACAAAUACAACGGGCAGCUCACAGGCGAAAGGUGGAUUAGCCGGUGACAUAAACUGCUCUUGUUGUAAUGCAUCACUGGCUGGUAAAGUUCCUUUCCAUAGAUAUAAUUACAAAUACUGCAGUACAUCAUGCAUGCAUGUACACAGAGAGGCCCUUGAGGACGGAUAAUGCAAACCGCUGGAUUAUAUUUAUACUUUUAUGCUGCAAUCCCAAGUUUUUAAA